CGCCCGAGCCCGGGGUGCCUCUGCGCUGGGUCCGAUACCUGCGCUCCCCGCCGGGGGCUUGGCUUUGGCCCGUGGGGCUCCCACCCUGCGACCCCCAGCACCCCGGGUCCUCCUUGGCACCUCUCUAUGUCCACUCGCCGAGAGGGGCUUGCCCCGGCCUGGAGAGCGCCCAGUGGCCCCGGGCUCCCCGGGUCCCUGCCCUCGACCCAUCUUGCCGCCCGCCCCUUCGAGGGCCUCUAUGCCCACCCGGCCAAACGCCCCGAGUCCGCGUUCCGGUCCUCCUGACUUGCCACUCGCUCCUGCUAGAGGACCCUGCUCCUCAGGUGCCCCCUCCCAAACUUCCUACCCAGGUGUUUGCUCCAGGUGUUUCUGCAUCCCACCCAAGGACGCCCCCAAAUCCCCUCUCCAUCCCCCUCGGGGUGCUGACCCUUGACCCAGAAGGUCCCCUGCCCAUCCCCGCCUUCCCACCAGCCAGCCUCCACGCCCACCCCGCCUCCUCCUCCGGACCCCUCUGGGGCCUCAUGUCCUCGCCCUCCGCCCCCAUGGUCCCAGAGCAAGGCCCCGCCAAUCACAGCACCCCGGACUGGGGCUCGGGGCCGCCGCGGGCACCCGGGGGCAGCGGCUGGGUGGCCGCCGCGCUGUGCGUGGUCAUCGCGCUGACGGCGGCGGCCAACUCGCUGCUCAUCGCGCUCAUCUGCGCGCAGCCCGCGCUGCGCAACACGUCCAACUUUUUCCUGGUGUCGCUCUUCACGUCGGACCUGAUGGUGGGGCUGGUGGUGAUGCCGCCGGCCAUGCUGAACGUGCUGUACGGCCGCUGGGUGCUGGCGCGGGGCCUCUGCCUGCUCUGGGCCGCCUUCGACGUGAUGUGCUGCAGCGCCUCCAUCCUCAACCUCUGCCUGAUCAGCCUGGACCGCUACCUGCUCAUCCUCUCGCCGCUGCGCUACAAGCUGCGCAUGACGCCCGCGCGCGCCCUGGCGCUGGUCCUCGGCGCCUGGAGCCUGGCCGCGCUCGCCUCCUUCCUGCCCCUGCUGCUGGGCUGGCACGAGCCGGGCCGCGCGCGGGCACCCGCGCCGGGUCAGUGCCGCUUGCUGGCCAGCCUGCCCUUCGUCCUCGUGGCGUCGGGCCUCACCUUCUUCCUGCCCUCGGGCGCCAUCUGCUUCACCUACAGCAGGAUCUUGCUGGCCGCCCGCAAGCAGGCCGUCCAGGUGGCGUCCCUCUCCACCGGCGCUGCCGGCCAGGCCUUGGAGACGCUGCAGGUGCCCAGGACCCCACGCCCAGGGGUGGAGUCAGCUGACAGCCGGCGUCUAGCCAGCAAGCAUAGCAGGAAGGCCUUGAAGGCCAGCCUGACCCUGGGCAUCCUGCUGGGCAUGUUCUUUGUGACCUGGCUGCCUUUCUUUGUGGCCAACAUAGUCCAGGCCGUGUGUGGCUGCAUCUCCCUGGGGCUCUUUGACGUCCUCACGUGGCUGGGCUACUGCAACAGCACCAUGAACCCCAUCAUCUACCCUCUCUUCAUGCGGGACUUCAGGCGGGCCCUGGGCAGGCUCCUGCCGUGUCCCUGCGGCCCCCGGGAGCAGCAGCCGGGCCUCGCCUCGCCCUCCGUGCGGACCUCUCACAGCGGCGCGCGGCCCGGCCUGAGCCUGCAGCACGUGCUGCCCCUGCCCCUGCCGCCGGACUCGGACUCGGACUCGGGCUCGGGCUCCGGGGGCUUUCCUGGCCCACGGCUCACGGGCCAGCUGCUGCUGCCUGGCGAGGCCACCCGGGAUCCACCCCCUCCUGCCAGGGCCACUACUACCGUCAACUUCUUCAGCAUCGAUCGCACGGAGCCUGAGCUGCGGCCGCAUCCACCUGGGACCCCCACGAACUGAUGCAGGCGUGGAGAACUGGA
This is a messenger RNA of Capra hircus (goat), 1885 nucleotides long. It is a transcript of the gene HTR6, whose product is annotated as 5-hydroxytryptamine receptor 6. Lineage: Eukaryota; Metazoa; Chordata; Mammalia; Artiodactyla; Bovidae. Gene Ontology annotation, molecular function: G protein-coupled serotonin receptor activity; neurotransmitter receptor activity. Gene Ontology annotation, cellular component: membrane; dendrite. The coding region runs from base 522 to 1865 and encodes 447 amino acids. Gene Ontology annotation, biological process: chemical synaptic transmission; G protein-coupled receptor signaling pathway, coupled to cyclic nucleotide second messenger. The transcript has 3 exons. The record is from RefSeq and is a predicted model, not a curated record.